Anopheles stephensi (Asian malaria mosquito) is the source of this 727-nucleotide messenger RNA. Its product is annotated as translation machinery-associated protein 16 homolog. Bases 117 to 656 code for a protein of 179 amino acids. NCBI's taxonomy places the organism in Eukaryota, Metazoa, Arthropoda, Insecta, Diptera, Culicidae. Gene Ontology annotation, cellular component: nucleus. The transcript is spliced from 3 exons. The record is from RefSeq and is a predicted model, not a curated record.
CAGUUCGGUAUAAACUGCAAACAACAACACAUCUGUCAAACUACUUCACAACACAGCGAUCAAAACAACGUGCGCGCCUCUUGUAUUGCGGUUGGUGGCAUCGAAUUUUUGUUAAAAUGCCUAAACAAACCAUUCUAAAGGAGCUAGCGAAGUGCAAACAUCCUAAAAGUAGGAAAACACUAGCACUGACGCGUAAGGUUAAAAAAAUAAAUAACCGAGAAAAAAUUAAGCUCGGCCACGCCGCUAAAGCCAAUCUGGUGGGUAAGAAGCUAGCCUGGUUUGCUGAGCAACUGGCAGAGCGACAAACACCUUUAACGAAGUCAGAAUUCGAAGAACUGAUCGACGGGUACCUACAGCGGUUCGACAAAGAGCUGGAACAAAUCAGGAUAGUGCAAUCGAUUGGCAAGCACCGUGCAACGCAGCAUGCAGCACGGGAAGCCGUGAUUAAAACGACGAUCGAUACGGAAAAGCUUAACUUCAACAGCGGCGGCGGUAUUGAGCUUCCCGAUUUGUGUGAUGCCACCAACUUCAAGCUGUUUCAAGAAUGGGACGGCAGCGCGGCAACCAUACAGCAUUUGACGCUGAAAUUUGUUUCCAGAAAAUCGCUACGGUCAUCAUCGGCCAGCAAGGUCAAUGUGGAUAGAAUGGAUGAAUAACACGAUAAUUGGGUACCUAAUGUAGAAAAUUCUUAUUUUUAGUAUAAACAUUAUGAAAAGAUUCACUGAGA